Messenger RNA from Triticum dicoccoides, 1192 nucleotides. RefSeq lists its product as uncharacterized. NCBI's taxonomy places the organism in Eukaryota, Viridiplantae, Streptophyta, Magnoliopsida, Poales, Poaceae. The transcript is spliced from 3 exons. Bases 17 to 1192 code for a protein of 391 amino acids. The record is from RefSeq and is a predicted model, not a curated record.
GAUACAAGUAUACACCAUGUCAUCUGCGGGCAGUAGCAUGGCAGCAAGCCAAUCUUCAGUCGGUGGUACUGCGAGCAACAACAUUGAGGUUGAUGGUGCAGGGGAAGAGGUUGAGAAUGGUGUUGUCAAUCCGAAAUACCCAUUCUGGAAGCAUGCUACAAAACUAGCAAGAGACCCAUCAAGUCGAGGAGGCAACACACGUUUCCGUUGCCACUUCUGUAUGAAUGAUUUCCCAGGCAGCUAUACAAGAAUAAGAGCGCAUCUUCUUAAGAUAUUAAAUGUAGGCAUAAACUCUUGUACCAAGAUAACACAACCUCUCUUUGAGGAACUUCGCAAGGAAGAUAAGGCAACUGCUCUACUUAUUUCACAUAGUAAAACUAGGAACACAGUUCCUCUACCACCCUUUGAGGAAUCUGGUUCAUUGGCAUCAUCAAGGAAAAGAAAGGCAACAGGAAAGCAAUCUGGGAUUUCAGAAAGUUUUCAUGCAGAGGUUCGACAACAAGCUGAUGCUCUCAUUGCAAGAAUGUUCAUCACCGGAGGGGUUCCCUUCAAUCUAGCAAGAAAUCCUUACUAUUGGGAGUCCUACAAUUUUAUCGCAAAAAAUGAAAUGGGUGGCUAUGUGCCUCCUGGAUAUAACGCAUUGAGCACAACCUGUCUUGCAAAAGAGAAGAAACAUGUUGGGAGGAUGCUAGAGCCCCUCAAGUCCACAUGGCCGCUCAAAGGAGUGACUAUUGCGACUGAUGGGUGGGCUGACCCUCAAAGGAGACCAAUUUUGAACUUCAUGGCUGUGACAGAGAGUGGUCCAAUGUUUCUAAAGGCGGUCAACACUGAAGGGGAGACCAAAUCUAAGCAAUUUGUAUUUGAGAGGAUGAAGGAAGUGGUUGAGGAGAUUGGAUCCGAGAAUGUGGUCCAAGUGAUCACGGACAAUGCAUCCAAUGUCAAAGGUGCUGGAUUGAUGAUCCAAGCAAAGUACACCAAUAUUUACUGGACUCCUUGCAUUGUGCACUGCCUCAAUCUUGUGUUGAAGGAGAUAUGUGAUCCAAAGAUGCAUGAUGAAGACUUUGAAGUUCUUAACUUUAUAAAAGAGGUUUCCGAACUAGCUCUCUUUGUCAAGAACUUCAUAAUGACCCAUGGCAUGAGGUUGUCAAUGUUGAAUGAGUUUAGCAAACUUAAGUUUCUUCACAUAGCAUAA